Molecule: messenger RNA, 1712 nt
Organism: Colias croceus (clouded yellow)
Lineage: Eukaryota; Metazoa; Arthropoda; Insecta; Lepidoptera; Pieridae
Gene: ChLD3
Product: chitin deacetylase 1
Exons: 10
Coding region: 21-1631 (536 amino acids)
Biological process (GO): carbohydrate metabolic process
Cellular component (GO): extracellular region
Molecular function (GO): chitin binding; protein binding
Source: RefSeq, a predicted model, not a curated record
AAGUCCAUCGGGUGGUAGCGAUGAUUCAGUAUUAUAACAGAAGCUGUGGCCUCAACAUGGCUUUACGACUUUCUCGACUUCGUUAUUUAACUCUAACGUUAAUAUUUAUAGGCAUUCACGGAAAACAUGUGCAAGACAGGGAUUCAAUUAAUAUUAAAUGCCAUGAGAAUGGAAGGUUUUACAGAAAUCCUGACCGUGAAGAGGAAACAAUGUGGACUGCAGAUGAGUGCUCAAAAUAUUAUCUCUGCUUAGAAGACGAAGUAUUCGAGUUUCAAUGUACAAAGGGGCUACUAUUUGAUGUGAAUCGACAGCUUUGUGAUAUGUACCAGAAUGUUCAUAAUUGCGAUUUAACUACAGAAACGUUGGUACCCAAACCUCUACUGGAAACAGCUAAAUGUGCGAAUGACACGCAUCUCGGCUGCGCAGACGACACUUGCAUCCCGGCGGAAUACUUCUGUGAUGGCUCCAAUGAUUGCUCCGACUCGUCAGACGAAGGUUGGUGCGACGUCAACUAUGAUCCAAACGCAGCCCUACCUUGUGACACAGGAUUAUGUCACUUACCGAACUGUUUUUGCUCCAAAUACGGUAAUGAAAUACCGGGAAAUCUAGUUCCCAGUCAGACACCACAAAUGAUAACCCUUACAUUCGACGGUCCCGUCAAUCACGAAAACUGGGAUAUCUACACGAAACACAUUCUAACGUCAGAGAGAAAGAACCCAAACGGCUGUCCCAUUAAGGCCACUUUCUUCAUAUCGCAUCCGUAUACUAACUACAGACACGUGCAAAAAUUAUGGAAUGACGAUCACGAAAUCGCUGUUCAUUCAAUAACACAUCGCGGCCCAGAGGAGUGGUGGUCUAAGAAUGCUACAAUUGAAGAUUGGUUCGAUGAAAUGGUAGGACAGGCUAACAUUAUCAACAGAUUCGGUCGAGUUUGGAUGGAAGAAUUUAGAGGAAUGCGGGUACCAUAUCUGUCUGUGGGUUGGAAUAGACAGUUCUUGAUGAUGCAAGAAUUUGGUUUCGUAUACGACGCCACUGUGGUCGCGCCACCAGUCAAUCCUCCCUAUUGGCCUUACACUUUGGAUUACAAAAUGCCUCAUCAAUGUACUGGAAACAACCAAUAUUGUCCAACAAGAAGCUACGCAGGGCUCUGGGAAAUGGUGAUAAACCCACUCGAAAAUGGUGAACACACGUGUGCAACACUCGAAUACUGCCCUUCCACACUCAGUGGUGAUGACGUGUACAACACCCUCAUAUAUAACUUCAAGAGACACUAUUUAAAGAAUAGAGCUCCGUUCGGCAUCCAUUUGAACUCCACAUGGCUGAAGAAUAAUGAUUAUCUCAAUGCACUUAAGAAAUUCACUGACGAACUGCUAAAACUGCCCGACGUGUACUUUGUAACAUACCGCGAAGUCAUCGACUGGAUGAAACGACCAACGCCUGUCAUACAAUUGAAAAAGUUCCAACCGUGGCAGUGCAAGAACCGACGUUUCCACGAAUCCGAGAUCGCUUGCAACAAACCCAACACUUGUAAACUACCCUCCAAAGUUUUAGAACACGACAAAUAUAUGAUCACAUGUGUUGACUGCCCUAAAAGCUACCCCUGGAUACGAAACGAAUUCGGCUUCGAUUGAAUAUAGAUAGCAUAAAUAAAAACCUAUAGUUACCAAUUUAGAUUUAAGUGUUAAUUAUAAAUAAUAAUGUAAUAUUAUCAA